AAUGAAACGUCCAUUCUACAGGUCUAAUGGAUGCAGCUGACGACUUUAUGUCCAUCCAGCAGAGAUCAAGGCUGUCUCCAGCGAGCCUAUCACAAGCGAACAGUCAAGGAUAGCUCCUCUUCUCGAAACACCACAACCCCUAGAUGGUGAACGUGCAGAGGAGUCAAGCCCAAGCAUAGUCACCCAGUCUGCAGAAGCUCUUUUCUCAUAUUUCCCCCUGCUUUCCCACUUCACUGACAAUUCUCUUCUCGCCCAGAUUUCAAGUCACACAACGCUGUGCAUCGCCGAUCAAGAUCUUCCACCAACCCUCCUUCUCCCCGAUCGUCAAUAAACCCGCACAUAGAACACAGCGCUAUGCUCUUGAGGCGGCUUUCCUUGCCCGCUAUCAUUGCAGCGCUGAUCGCGCAGGCCUGUGCGCAGAGCGUGCUCGACGCGGUAGAUGGCCAGGAGAAGGAUGACUCCGCGUCGACCUCGGAGACGAAAAGCGUCUCCUCGAAAGGCAUGAUCAUCCUAUGCACGAUCGUCGCUUUAGUUAUCGUCGUUGGAAUCUCGUUCACAACCAUCUUCAUCGUGUUCAAGAAACGGCGCUGGCAGAUGCGCGAAGCGCUCUACUCAACCGAGCGCAUCACCCCGGACAUCGAACGGGGGUCGAUCGUCAAAACGCCGACAAGCCAGUUGAACCGGGUCGGCAUCCGCGCAGACACUGAAACCCGGUCCGCGUCUCGAGCGCAAGAGGCCGCGGGCCAGGUCGAGAAGCCUGAUGUAUCUGAAACGGCCGCGACACACCGAGGAUGGGGCUCGUUCUUCUUGUUCGGACGGAUGCAGAGCCGGCAGUAAUCUAUUUGCGCACUUAUUGUCAUGAGCUACCUGGACGACUGUUUUCUCUUGGGUGUUUAUUUACGGCGUUGCAUGCGGGCGUUCAUGGGGAAUAUCGGUCUCUGAGAAAAAGGCGUCAUCUCCCAAUCACUUUCUAUUUAGCGUUGAGUUUCCAGCCAUUCACGAAGGGCUUAGCUCACCUUCGAAUCGAACGCGCCAGGUGCGCUGUCAAGCUUGUAUAUCUUUGCG
Molecule: messenger RNA, 1065 nt
Organism: Aspergillus uvarum CBS 121591
Lineage: Eukaryota; Fungi; Ascomycota; Eurotiomycetes; Eurotiales; Aspergillaceae
Exons: 2
Coding region: 355-837 (160 amino acids)
Source: RefSeq, a predicted model, not a curated record